GUCGUUUAUAUAAAUUCCAAAUACAAUAAGAUCGCCAAUACAAAAAAAUAAAAAUCACCAUUACUAUCCCUUCGUAUUUUUUUCUUGAUAAUACACUAAUAAUCAAAUAUCGUACAUUCCUUAAACUAUAUUUACUGAUCCAACCUUACAUUUGUAAAAGUACUAUUUCCAAGUCUAGCUUCCACUUUCCUACUAUUGAUUUGAGAGUAUCUUCUUGUAUAAUUACAUGGUCCAUCAUCUCAAUCAAUUCUCCUAUUCAUCCACUCCUACUACAAUCAAUUAACGGCAGCCAACGAUCUCCCCAAUUGAAAACGAUGGCCAAAAUAGUUUUCAACUCCAAGAUGCCUUCUUUCUCUCAAAUAAACAUUGACAACCAUUCUCACUAGUUUAAUCCUCAAAUGGCUCAACAUGGUUCAAGACUCGUGGUGCCAAUUGACGUCACCAAGAAACCACGACAACAGAAGCUCCCCCUUCACAACCGGUGGCACCCCGACAUACCACCGGUGGCUCAGGUCACUGUCGGGGAGGUUUUCCGGGUAGAAAUGGUCGACUUUUCCGGUGGUGGUAUCACCAAAGAAUACACAGCCGAAGACAUCAAAUACUCCGAUCAGUCUGUUGUGCAUUAUCUGAGUGGGCCGAUUAAGGUUGUUGAUGAGGAAGGAGAAGCGGCUAAACCAGGGGAUCUUCUUGCGGUUGAGAUAUGCAAUUUAGGUCCUCUUCCCGGCGAUGAAUGGGGGUUUACGGCGAUUUUUGACAGAGAAAACGGUGGCGGGUUUCUCACCGAUCAUUUCCCUUGUGCCACAAAAGCAAUUUGGUAUUUUGAAGGAAUAUAUGCUUACUCUCCUCAUAUACCUGGUGUACGUUUUCCGGGUAUAACACAUCCUGGAAUAAUUGGAACUGCACCUUCAAUGGAACUUCUUAAUAUAUGGAACGAAAGGGAGAAAGAGCUUGAGGAAAACGGUCUAAAAUCAUUAAGGUUAUGUGAAGUUUUACAUUCAAGGCCAUUGGCGAAUCUCCCAUCAACAAAAGGCUGUCUUCUUGGCAAGAUUCCAGAAGGAACUCAAGAAUGGGAGAAGAUUGCCAAUGAAGCUGCAAGAACGAUUCCAGGAAGAGAAAAUGGCGGGAACUGUGACAUUAAGAAUCUUAGUAGAGGUUCAAAAAUUUACCUUCCAGUGUUUGUUGAAGGUGCUAACUUUAGUACAGGUGAUAUGCAUUUCUCACAAGGCGAUGGUGAAGUUUCGUUUUGUGGAGCAAUUGAGAUGAGUGGAUUCCUUGAGCUCAAGUGUGAGAUAAUACGAGGGGGGAUGAAAGAAUACCUAACUCCAAUGGGGCCUACUCCUCUUCAUGUAAACCCUAUUUUCGAGAUCGGACCAAUGGAGCCUAGAUUCUCAGAAUGGCUUGUAUUUGAAGGAAUAAGCGUUGAUGAAAGUGGAAGACAACAUUACCUCGAUGCGAGUGUUGCUUAUAAGCGUGCAGUUCUGAACGCAAUCGAUUAUCUCUCCAAAUUUGGGUACUCGAAAGAACAGGUUUAUCUUCUACUGUCGUGUUGUCCAUGCGAAGGAAGGAUUUCGGGAAUUGUGGACGCUCCAAAUGCUGUUGCUACUCUCGCGAUUCCGACUGCUAUUUUUGAUCAGGAUAUUCGUCCGAAGACUAAGAAGGUGCCAGUAGGGCCACGAGUGGUGAGAAAUCCAGAUAUUCCGAGAUGCAGUUACGAUGGGGAUUUACCGAUAACAAAAAAUCCUGGUGCAACAGGGUGAAUGAGACAUGAUGUAUUUUGAUGUGUAGCAACUCUUUUAAAGUAACAAAUUAUGGAAACUGUUUUAAAAAUACCAUUAAGCUAAAUUAAUGCUAUCAAAAGGUAAAUAUGAAAAACUUUGGCCUAAAUAUGAAAAACUUGCAUAAUCUUCUUCUUUCUAGGUUUAAGCUUCUUUUUGGUCUUGACAUUUGAAGUACCUAAAUAUUUUUCAGUAGUAGGAUAGGUCUUUUUCCUUUUGUGGACAUCUUGAUUUGUUAUCACCCCUAGCUUUGCAAAUGCUACGAGUCAUAAGCACUCCCUUUUAGGUAAUCUUUGGCCUAUUUUCUGAUUUAGAUGGAUGUCUUUUCCUUUUAAUGUAUGCAUUUGGGAGGUAAAGUAGUAGGCCACAUCAAAUGCCAUUCAUUGGCUUCAAUCCAUACCUACAACAUGUAUAUACAAGCUUAUUAAUUGCAUUUAAAUGACCCAACAUGUAAGUAC
Messenger RNA from Lactuca saligna, 2233 nucleotides. The record is from the annotation of a GenBank genome assembly. NCBI's taxonomy places the organism in Eukaryota, Viridiplantae, Streptophyta, Magnoliopsida, Asterales, Asteraceae.